UCCUUUGAGAGCAAUGCAAUGUCCAUCCAACUGUGAAUUCCAAACACCUGUACCGCGCGUGAUCUAGAGUCUGGUGAUUCUCGGAUGCUGACCAACCAAUAAAAUUACAGGACGUUUUUAAACUUUUAUCUGAGAGGCGAGGGCGGUAUCUUCAAGCCGGGUUCUUGCAAUGGCAUCUAUAACUGAUCUCGUUGUGUCCACUGUGUUCUAUCUGACGGAGCUGACCCUCCCCAUCCCUCUUCCCUACAUCAGCUCCAUUUCGCUUUUGUCUUUCUUGCACGCUGUUCAAGUCUCCCAAGCUUAUAGAAAUAUCCUCAAGGAGAACCAUGUCCGUAUUGGUUGGUUCCAGGGUUUGUUCGCUAUCAUAAUGAUGGCUGCUGGUGGUGGUUCUACCGUCUGUCUCUUGAGAGGUGAACCAGUUGGUAUCUUGCGCAACGAUGCUUUUUGGGCGGUUUAUGGUGGAGUCUACUUCCUGACAUUCUCCAACGAGUACUUUUUCUCCCUCCUUAACGCUAUUCCUCAAGCCCUUCUGCAGCCCAUUCUUAUCGUUGCAGAUGGUGUUUUGCGUGGUGUUGCGGUUGCUAAAAUCGGUGUUGAUGGUGUUAGACUGGGUGACAUUGGACCCGGCAAGUAUGUAGCCAUGCUCUUGUGCGGUACCCUUUGCGGUGGAGGAGGUGGUAUUUGGGCAGGUAAGCAAGCGAGAUGUUGAUUGUUAGGUGAUCUAGGUUUCUAGAUAUUCAACUAUUUAUUCCGUUGUAGAUGCAUUCCGUCUUACUCAACACACAUGGUCCUUCUCCACUCCUCGUGUCUUGCUCGCUCCUGGCGUUGAUCUCAAGGCAUCAUUCGUUGUUGCUCUUUUCUACAUGUUGAGUACAUCUGAGGAGCUUUUCCCACAAGGCAUGGAACAU
Umbelopsis ramanniana AG is the source of this 908-nucleotide messenger RNA. RefSeq lists its product as uncharacterized. Bases 170 to 709 code for a protein of 179 amino acids. The record is from RefSeq and is a predicted model, not a curated record. Lineage: Eukaryota; Fungi; Mucoromycota; Umbelopsidomycetes; Umbelopsidales; Umbelopsidaceae. The transcript has 2 exons.